Poecilia latipinna (sailfin molly) is the source of this 2765-nucleotide messenger RNA. RefSeq names its product RNA binding motif protein 28 (gene rbm28). NCBI's taxonomy places the organism in Eukaryota, Metazoa, Chordata, Actinopteri, Cyprinodontiformes, Poeciliidae. The transcript has 20 exons. The coding region runs from base 255 to 2546 and encodes 763 amino acids. Gene Ontology annotation, cellular component: nucleolus. Gene Ontology annotation, molecular function: mRNA binding. The record is from RefSeq and is a predicted model, not a curated record.
UCCUUAAUUCUGCGAGAAAUAAUAAAUCCCCUGGUAUUCCAAGAUGGCUGCUCCCACAUGUAAACAUGCGACUUAAUGUGGUAGAUAGCUACGCUUUAGCAAAACAUUCGUAUUGCAUUUAUUUGUGUGGCUUAUUUAUGUAAAUACUUGUAGCUUGACAGUGAAUUGCAGUGCUGAAUAGUGAGCAAAUUAGACUUCGGUUUGUGGACUUUUUUCAGAGCUAAGUGUUAGCAUUUAGCUGCCAGCAAAGAGCCAUGCCUGCGGUGACGAUAUUCGUGGCAUCUUUGCCAGAAUCAGCAACAAACGAGCGGCUUGAGGAAAUAUUCUCUGAAAUUGGUCCAGUGAAACAAUGCUUCGUUGUUAGAGAAAAAGGAGCAGAGAAAUGUCGGGGCUUUGGCUUCGUCACUUAUUCUAUGGAAGAAGACGCAAAGCGAGCCUUGAAGGAAAUAAAAGAAUACGACGGGAAAAAGUUGUCUCUCUCAGUUGCUAAAAAGAAAUCAAUCAAUAAAAAGAAAACAGAAAAAGAGGAAGCGUCAGAAACAUCUCAACAUGAGCAGGAAACUACAGAAGUAAAGAAAAGAAUAUCUAAACAAGCCAGACUUGUCAUAAGGAAUCUCAGUUUUAAGUGCACAGAACAGGAACUAAAAGAAACAUUUGAAAAAUUUGGCACUGUCAUGGAGGCCAGUAUACCCCUCAAACCAGAUGGAAAGAUGCGUGGAUUUGCAUUUGUGCAGUUUAAAAAUAUGUCUGGUGCCACAAAGGCACUCCAAGCUUUGAAUCUGAAAGAGAUAAAAGGUCGCCAAGUAGCAGUUGACUGGGCUGUGCCAAAAGAAAACUAUAUUGCAGCACAGCAGUCUUUAAAAGGAACUAAAGUUGCAGACGAGGCAGAUCCCAAAGCAGGAAGUGAACCUGAGGAUGAAGAAAAGAAACGAGAAACAGCUGUGAAGAAAAAAAGUGGAUUGAAGGCAAAUGCACAGCAGGUGGAGGAUCUUCAGUCAAGCGAUGAAGAUGAUAUUGAAGAAGAAGAUGAUGAUGAUGCUGAAGAGGAGGAGGAUGAUGAAGAGGAGGAUGAAAUUAAGGAGGAGAAUAAUAGUGAUGGUGAUGGCGAUGAUGAUGAUGAUGAUGAUGAUGGUGGCAUUGAUUCAGAUGAGGAUUACAGUGACAGUGAUGAUGAAGAGGAAGAAGAAAUUUCACCAGCUCAAAAACAAAAGCCAAAGAAACAUUUGCCUUCAGAUGUGAAUGAGGGCCGGACAGUUUUUAUCAGGAACUUGUCAUUUGACACGGAAGAGGAGGGUCUGGAGGAAGUUCUUCUACAGUUUGGAGAGGUCAACUACGUGAAGGUUGUUCUCCACCCAGAGACGCAGCAUUCCAAAGGUCUUGCGUUUGCCCAGUUUAAGACUAAAGAGGCUGCAGACAGCUGCAUAGCAGCAGCACAAGAUGAGACGGAGAGUGGUGGAAUCCGUGCAGAUGGCAGAAAGCUGAUGAUUGUAAAAGCAGUAAGCAGAGAAGAUGCGCUGAAGCUGAAAGUCGACAAGAAAAAAGUAGAGACGGGCAGCAGGAACCUGUACCUGGCCAGAGAAGGAUUGAUCCGCGCUGGAACAAAGGCAGCAGAGGGAGUCUCUGAGGCUGAUAUGGCCAAAAGAGUCAGAUUUGAGGAAGUAAAGAGAGCCAAGCUUCGGGAUAUAGGCGUAUUUGUAUCGAAAAAUCGCUUGUGCAUCCAUAACCUGCCAAAAUCUGUAGACGAUAAAAAACUCAAAGCUAUGUGCCUUAAAGGUCUACAAGGAACCAAAGGAGUUCGGAUCACAGAGUGUCGGGUCAUGUAUGACAGGAAGCCAGAGAAAGGUGGAGUGAAGGGUCAGUCGUUGGGUUACGGUUUCGUUCAGUUUCGAGACCAUGAGUUGGCUCUCGCCACUCUGCGCUACCUUAACAACAACCCUGACAUCUUUGGCCCUCACAAGAGACCCAUUGUUGAGUUCUCUCUGGAGGACUCCAGGAAGCUCAAACUCAAGGAAAUGCGGAAACAGAGAAAUAAAGACUUCAUCCAAAAUCGACCUGUUAAAGGAGAAUUAAAAAAACCCCAAACAGGUUCAGACAUCAAAAAAACAAAGAAGGAUGGAAAUAAAGGACAGUCUUCAUCACAUCUGACAGGAAAGGAGAAAGCAGACACUGGUGAAGGACAGAAGCAAAACUUUUCAGGUUUUCAGACCAAACCUGAGAUUGAACAUGUUGAUUUACAAAACGGAAAGAAACGAAAGAAGGUUUUGCCUUUUCCUUCCCAUCGGGGACCUAAGAUCAGAAUGCGCGACAAAGACAAGCAGCAGGUUCCACCUCCCAAGAAAACAAAGCCAGGGUCUAAAAGGAACAAGCGCCAAACACAACAAUUUGAAAAGCCUAAUCAGGCCAAAAAACAGUUUAAGAGUGCUACGAAACAGUUCAAGAGGAAGGAUGGGGACCGUUUUGAUUCCUUGGUGGAGCAGUACAAGAGGAAACUCUUGGGCGGCGACAAGAACGCCUCCAUCAAAAGAAGCAAGUGGUUUGAUAGUUAAAUCCAUGACCAUGUAAGCAAGGAAGAGGUGGUUGAGAAAUCCAUGGCUUACAAAAUACUAUCUACUGGGAUUUCUGAGUAGAUAUUUUUUUUAUGAACUGUGCUGAACUGAACAGUUUAUUUGCUCUGUUUAUGACACGGUUGUUGUCAAAGCAAAUUUGAAGUUUUGUCUGUUUUGUUCUGGUUUUCUGCAUAUUUCUUUAAAAAAAAAUUCUUAAAA